This is a messenger RNA of Colletotrichum abscissum, 210 nucleotides long. RefSeq lists its product as uncharacterized. Bases 1 to 210 code for a protein of 69 amino acids. The transcript has a single exon. The record is from RefSeq and is a predicted model, not a curated record. NCBI's taxonomy places the organism in Eukaryota, Fungi, Ascomycota, Sordariomycetes, Glomerellales, Glomerellaceae.
AUGCGGCGACCGGGGUGGCGCGGACUCGAGGUACUUUUUUUCCCCUUGACCUGUGCUAGACUGCUAGUAGACCACCCAGCUUUUUCAUCUUUUGACCUUUUGGUGGACGGUAUAAUGGCAAUGCUACCUCCCGUUGUGCCUAGACCCAGCAGCACGGCAGGGUAUCUUUGUAUUUGGAGACGAGAGGGACAGAGGCUGGGUCUCUCGUAG